UUGGUUCGGGCUUGCUUGCGGCGACCGCUUCGGGUUGGUGAGGGAACUCCGAAUCAGCGAUCGAUUCCUGGCGACCAGUGACCGAUUCGACUUUGUUGGUGACCGAUUCCUAUUUGUCGGUGACCGAUUCCUGGUGUGAAUCGGCGUUCUGGUGACCGAUUCGUGGUGUCCGAUUCGGACGCCGCCAUAUGGUGCAGAAUGAGAUCCCCUGUCUGCCCCCAAUCACAUUGGCGGUUCGUGCUAAAGUUUUUCUUCCUGCGAGAUCAAACAGUUGUCUUCGGCUGUCUAAAUAUGCUGUGGUUAGUUUAGAAUGUUCAGAAUGAGCUUCCAAGGUAAGUUAGUUCAGUUCUUCGACCAGCUGUCGGAAAACUUUCCGAGACCUCGGAAGGAAAGAACUGGGAUUGAGGACCUGAACCAAUCCAAAUAUAGCACAAAGCACGAAACAAAACAUGAACUAAAUCUAAAGAAAAGUUGGCCAAUACCUCGGUGCCUUUACAGUGAAUGGUAUUGAAGUCGAACAUGCUCACACUAGGACGAGGAGGUUCACUCACAGGUGGAACAUUUUUGAAGAGAAGUGCCAGAAAGGCAUUUCUGGCAGCCGGACCGAUCCCUGAUAGAUUCUGAUAGAUCCAGCUCCAGAAUGCACACGCUAAGAUGUACGGUUUUCAUCGAUGCAAAAUGAAUCUGAUUGUUAUUGUGGAACAUCCCGGACCAAAAUGUAAAACACUCAAGAUUGUGCUAAUCCUGAGCCGGAAGGCAGGUGGUUGUUCAAGUUUGAGUUUUUGGUUUGGUUCCUUUUGUACAGUGACAGUAAAUGUUUUGCGCGGGGGGUCGGGUUCCAUGAGUUAUAGUUUGAAAACCUUCAGCUCAUUGAGAGCUUGAAGGAUGGGGCCAAGCAGUUGGACAUGUUCGGCCCAGCUGACCAAUGGCGAAUCAUCUCCGAAGGGCCCGCAAGUGAGAAUAUGGAUCCCACAUACAUUAUUCAGACCCGCGCCAAGAGGAGUCGGGAGCUUGCCGACACAGUCUCGGUGAUGUUCGCGCAGAGAAGGGAGCAAGCCAACGAGUCAGUCCAAGCCAAGGCCGCCGCCAAGCCUCUUUUUAAUCCCGCUCUUGCCGACACAGUGCAGGCCUUCUUCACUCGUGUGGUGGGCUGCGAAGUGCCCGACGCGCAGAGGCGAACUGGUGGCUUCGGCGUUCAACACGUGCUCGAAGAAGACAGGUCCAAGUUGGUUGGCACGGUCAAAGGAAUUGAUGGUGUUGUUGAGAUCCUCAAGACCAAGUAUGAUUGCUUGAAGGGUGAGCGCUAUCGUGUGGUGGGCGAUCGCGGCGGCCCUGCGGGCAUGUGGCGCUUGGAUGGUGGGAAGACUAUCCCCAAGACACAUGUCAAGGAAGGCGGCUGGAAAUGGGUUUUAGAGGAGCCGGAACCAGAGGCAAAACUGGCAAAGCCACCGCCUGUGGCCACAGCUCCGGUGCAGACCUUCAUGCCGAAGGAGCACAGAAAAGCAGCAAAAGAAGCGGAGGGCCCAAGUUCUGAAAGCGCUGAAAGCGAUGACCGAGCCCCCAAGAAGAAGGGGGUGAUGAAGCGAAAAGUGAAGAAGGAGAGUGAGGUUGGCAAAAAAGGGAUAAAGAAGCCUGCACACAAGUCAAAAAGAACUGCUGCAGGAAGUGAAAACCUCCACUCUGGCAAGCGGCGGCGCAUCAAAGAGGACACUGAUGACUCUAGGGCGAGACCGUGCAGAGGGAGCAGGAGCGACAGCAGCACAGCAGCGGCAAACCAACACGGCGAUCACACAGGCAGCCAGCGCGCCAGAAGAAACUCCAAGAGCGAUCGCUCUCAGGAGGACAGCCGGGAUAAGGAUAGCUGCGACGAAGACAGCCGGGACGGGGGCAGCCAGAUGUCCAGUCGCAGAGGUCGACCAAGACCUCGCUCCAGAGCGCGACGCUAACCGGAAAACGAAGAUGAGAAUUUGCACCAUGCAUGGAGCCGAGCCUUCAGUGCAGAUCCACCUUGAAUUAUAUAUAAGAUCGGUUCCCAAAGAACACCCAGUCAAUAUAUUGCGUAUUAAUGCUUUUUAGCCUUUUGGAUCCUUUUGGCCAUAUUGCUGAGCCACACCCUCACACACUUUUGCAGCCAGUCGAGUGGCCGCAUGUGGCCGCUCCGAGCAAAAUUAAAACGCGCGUCAAUUGCUCGGUCUUUGGAAGAACGGGCCCCUCCUUGGUGACGGGAAGCCAAAUAAAGCUGAACGCAGCCGGAUUUGUGUCGCAAGGAAGCCCUAUGGAUUAAGGAGCGGUGGACGAGACUGGAGCCUGUGAUGAUAGAUUUAAAGGCUUACGCCUGACAGCCGGGCGAUCUUGGGGCUAUGUUGGCCCAUCUUGGGGCUACUUGUAUGUUGGGCCUAUGUUGGCCUAUCUUGGGCCCACGUUGGCCCAGCUAGGGCCUAUGUUGGACCAUCUUGGGACCAUCUUGAGCCUAUCUUGGGCCCACGUUGAGCCCGCCUUGGGCCUAUGUUGGCCCAUCUUGGGGCUAUGUUGGCCCAUUUGAGGCUAUGUGAACCCAGCUUGGACCUAUCUUGGGGACCUCCGUUGGCUCAUCUUCGGC
Messenger RNA from Durusdinium trenchii, 2599 nucleotides. NCBI's taxonomy places the organism in Eukaryota, Dinophyceae, Suessiales, Symbiodiniaceae. The record is from the annotation of a GenBank genome assembly.